AUUCAUAACGAUUUCAAGAAAGAACAAAAGCAUUUAAACAACAUUCAUGUCCAAACCUUCCUUACUUAAAGAUUAAAUUUGGGCUCUUUCUUAAGCUUUCAAAAAUAAUGCUUAAUUAUAAACCUCUUAUACCAUGUGUUUUUAUACUUACAAUAUUAUUUUUGCUAACCGGCGAAAUUUACGGCCAUGGAAUGAUGUUAGAUCCUGUAAGUCGCUCAUCUAGGUGGCGUUAUGAUAAAACAGCUCCUAUCAACUAUGAUGAUAAUGGACUCUUCUGUGGAGGAUUCGGUGUUCAAUGGUUUAGUAAUAAUGGAAAAUGUGGACUCUGCGGAGAUGACUAUGCUGCCCCAAGACCUAGAGAAAAUGAAUUAGGAGGAAAGUAUGGAAAAGGAGUCAUUACAGGAAAUUAUCUCCAAUCACAAAAUGUCCGUAUUGGAGUCAAAAUAACUACAAACCACUUAGGAUUCUUCUACUUUCAUAUUUGCAAUUUGGAUAAAUUCAAAGAAGAAUCUGAAGACUGUUUCAAUGCAAAUAAAAUUAAGUUUUCCGAUGGAAAUUUUAAGAUGUACAUUGGGACAAAAUCUGGAAUGAUAUAUCCAAAUAUUAUUCUACCAAAAGGUUUAAAUUGCAAACAUUGUGUAUUAAGAUGGAGCUAUCAAGCUGGUAAUAAUUGGGGGCCUUGUGGCAAUGGAACUUCUGCCUUGGGUUGUGGACCUCAAGAAAACUUCAAAGGCUGUUCCGAUAUAAAAAUAACAAAUACAUUUUCUAACACCAAGAAAGAUCGACAAAGAAAAAGAACAUUUAUUCAAAAAAUCAUCAACCAAAAUGUCUAUUCAGAUUAUGAUGUCAACUUUAUGCCAAUUCAUGAUGUCAUUCAACCAAAGAAGCCAGUUGAUUUUAAUUUUUAUAAUCAAAACGAAAUUUAUAAUCCUUUUAUAUCCAAAAUUGAAGAAAAGAAAGAUUUUGAUAUGGAAGAAGUAAUGAACCCUGUUGAUAAUAAGAACUAUGAAUUUACAGAGGAAGAAGAAUCUGAUCCUUAUUUGGUUAAAGAUGUGUUUUACAAGGGCGAAGAUGUAACUUUUGAUAAAGAGUUAUUAAAUGGAGUUGAUAAUGGUCUUUUUGAAGCUCCGGAAUAUGUACAAGAAGAUGAAACUGAAAUGAAAAGAGAUUCAGUGUUUAGUAAAUUGAAUGAUUUGUUUAAAUUUGACCAUGAAAAUCGGAGGAACAAUGCGUUGGACGAUGGUUUUUAUGAUUUUGAAGAUUUUUAAUAUUACAAAAGUAUUUCAUCUCACAGUUUUAAUUAUACCUACGGUAAAUUAUUUCAAACCUAACUAUGUAAAUUAAUUUUAUAUAAUAAAUCUUUAUGAUUGUGAAUUAAGUA
Molecule: messenger RNA, 1381 nt
Organism: Episyrphus balteatus (marmalade hoverfly)
Lineage: Eukaryota; Metazoa; Arthropoda; Insecta; Diptera; Syrphidae
Exons: 3
Coding region: 108-1268 (386 amino acids)
Source: RefSeq, a predicted model, not a curated record